AUGGAAGUAUGGGAGACACUCCUCCCAGGAAUUACAAAGUGUACACCGCUCUCGUUCUACGGUGCUUUGGCAAUGCACAUCGCCGCCAACGGUACACCCGGAGACAAAGUGACAGAGGUUGCUUUGACAAAGGUUAUUGACAUGCUACUCUCUUCGACUUCGAACGAAAUGCCAUAUGUACUGAGCAACGUCACCAAUGCAUUGGCAUCGGGCUAUCCAGAGCAAGUCGUACGUGUUAUCCAACCUCUGAAACACAUCGAUGCGAAAAUCUACGAAAAACUCAAAGAGCUUGAGAAAACAAACGAACAGAUUUCAUUGCAACUAAAGAAUAUCAGCGUUUCUCAUGUGAAAAAUGUUGGUAUCAACGAAAAAGCAAUGAAAAUCAUCAAUGGAUUAUUCGAUGAAUACAAUAACGUUUCAAAAAAACAAAAAGAAAAGAAAGAUAAUCUAAACUAA
This is a messenger RNA of Heterostelium album PN500, 456 nucleotides long. RefSeq lists its product as uncharacterized. The transcript has a single exon. Lineage: Eukaryota; Evosea; Eumycetozoa; Acytosteliales; Acytosteliaceae. The record is from RefSeq and is a predicted model, not a curated record. Bases 1 to 456 code for a protein of 151 amino acids.